Messenger RNA from Syngnathus typhle (broad-nosed pipefish), 2083 nucleotides. RefSeq names its product ankyrin repeat and SOCS box containing 3 (gene asb3). The record is from RefSeq and is a predicted model, not a curated record. NCBI's taxonomy places the organism in Eukaryota, Metazoa, Chordata, Actinopteri, Syngnathiformes, Syngnathidae. The transcript has 10 exons. Gene Ontology annotation, molecular function: protein binding. Bases 313 to 1875 code for a protein of 520 amino acids. Gene Ontology annotation, biological process: intracellular signal transduction.
UGAUGACGUCAUAAAACUGCGACUGAUUAAGAACGCGCGUCUGGUGGUCUCGCUCUUCGUCGUGAUUUCUAGAAUCGGCGUUCAGACGCGGUUUUCGCGCAUUAUGUCGUUAGUGUCCUUUUGGGAAUCGCUGCUGUGUCAACAGAGGACAAAGUGACAAGAAUACAAAGCGAUUUGAGUUUGAGAUGGACCAAAACACCCCAGACUGAGGUUUUUUUUCCGCUGCUCCAAUUAUUUCCCGCUUUGGCGACUUGAGUUUCUCCGCAUCCAACACGUACAACAUGUCGCCGCCUCUCUAGCGUCGUCUCAGGGAUGGACUUCAGCGCGUGCUAUGUGGACACCAUGUCCAGCGUGGCCGUCGCCGCUCGCCUCGGCGACAGAAGUUGCCUGAGGCGGCUGCUUAGCGAGGGACGCAGUGUGUCCUGUACCGACAACCGGGGUUGGAUGCCCCUCCACGAGGCGGCCCACGCCGGCAUGAUGGGCUGCCUCAAGGAUAUUCUCUCGGCCGCCAGAACCGGCGUCUCGCUGUCGGAAUUCCGCACUUACGUCAACUCCAGCACCCACGAGGGAGAGACGGCCUGCUUUCUGGCGGCAAGAGGGGGCCACGUAGGGGCUGUACGCCGCCUCAUCAAAUCCAAAGCCAAAAUAGACCAGCUCACCAACGACCUCUCAUGUCCGCUUUAUGCAGCGGUGGACAACGGCCACAUAGAGGUGGUGCGCUUGCUGAUGGACAAGGGGGCAGAAUUGAACAGAUCGCACACGGCCACCUGCUGGACUUGCCUUCAUCUCGCCGUCUAUCGGGAUCACGUGGACAUCGUGCGGAUGCUAGUGCAGUCGGCCGAGCUGGAGGUGCGUGACGACUACAAUAUGACGCCGCUCUUCCUGGCGGCGAAGCACGGUCGGCAACAAUGUCUAGAGAUCCUGAUCCACGCAGGUGCCGACGUCAACGCACAGGCAUCGGACAUGGCCUCACCCCUGAUGCUGGCUUCCCAGCAGGGUCACGAGUCUUGUGUGGAGUUGCUGCUGGAGCACAACGCCAACGCCAACUUGAACUGCAGCUACGACUGGCCCCAGCUGCCCAUCCACGCCGCCGCACAGUUCGGCCACCUCGGAAUCCUGCGCCGGCUGCUGCCCGUCACGAUUCGCCAAUGCGACCGCGGCGAGGGCUUAGUGAGCCCGCUCUACCUGGCCAUUCAGGGUGGCCAAGCAGCCUGCGUGGCGCUGCUUCUGGACCAAGGCUUCAGCCCGGAUGCCCAGAGCCGCCUGCACUCGAUGGGCCCUCAUUCGCCGCUCAGCUUCGCCUUCCACAGCGGAUACAGUGACAUAUCUGGGAUGUUGCUGGCGGCAGGGGCGGCGCUGCACAAGUGGGAGUGGAAGCCGGUGCUAGGCCAAAAGAACUCGAGCCUGCUCAAGCUGGUCCUGGAACACAGGUGGCUUUACCCCCCGCGACACCCCCGCGGCGAUUCGAGCAAGGUGGCUUUGAGGCGGCCCGAGUUGGACGACAUGUUAAGGACGGCGUUGAAGCUCUUGGAGUUUGCGGUCGACUGGCUGCCGCCGCUACUCCGGGCCGGACUGGACCCAGACUCGCUGCAGCGCUCCAUCGUGCUCGAGAAGGUCGACAGCGAGCUGCUCAACUUCCUGCUGCAGUUUGUCAACUGGUCGACGAUGUCGCCCGCUUUGAAAAACAUCCUGUGGCGAAGACGGGCGCAGGAGACGUGGCACCCACUCCCGCAAUUUGACUCGGUCCCCGACCUGUCACACCUGUGCCGGCUGCGCAUCAGGACCUUGAUGGGACCAGAGGAGGUGAUGAGGACGGACGCGGUCGCCGAGCUUCCCGUGCCCCCGAGCAUCCAGCGCUUCCUGCAGUUCACCUAAUUCGUUCCUUCCAAUGUUUUCAGUAGGCAUUCCGCAAGUUUCCUCUGCAGCGGGGAGAUAUAACUGACAAGAGUUGCUUUGUUUGAAAGGGUGAUGGGUUUGGAGUUUCCUGCAUGUUAGGUUUGAAGUGUUCAUACAUUCAGAUUAGAAAUUGCAUGUCGUUUCUAUAUUUUUGUUACCCUUCCUAAAUUAAAACUAUUGCAUUGUG